Molecule: messenger RNA, 2428 nt
Organism: Rhopilema esculentum
Lineage: Eukaryota; Metazoa; Cnidaria; Scyphozoa; Rhizostomeae; Rhizostomatidae
Product: cytochrome P450 3A24
Molecular function (GO): heme binding; iron ion binding; steroid hydroxylase activity
Source: RefSeq, a predicted model, not a curated record
AUUUGUCAGCAAAAAAAAGAUUUCUCAGCAAAAAGAAAAAUUCCCCUAAGGCGAGGGUCAAUUUUAUUUCAACAUGGUUGUAUCGAAUCUAGAUGACCGGUUUCAAACUGGCUUGCUGGUUUCCUUUCUUGUUUUUGCUGCCACAGUGGUCUGCUACUGGCUGUUUGUGAGGCCAUUUUCAUUUUUCAAAAGAUAUGGAAUACCCCAUCCACAAUACAGCCAUUUAACUGGAAAUGUGUCAGAUCUUAUGCGUCAGGGAACAAGUGUCUACUUCAUCAUGUCCAACAUGAAGAAAUUUGGAAAUAUCUUUGGGUUCUAUUUGGGAAGAAAUCCGCAUGUAGUUGUUGCCGACCCAUCAGUCUUGGAAGUAGUUUUUGUCAAAGAAUUCAGCAAUUUUCAUAACAGAAGGGUCCCCCUUGGCACUCCCAAGUCGCCCAUGCAUUUAAACAUGAUAGUGGCAGAAUACAAAGACUGGAAGAAAAUUCGACCAACAGUUAGUCCAACUUUUUCUGCAAGUAAAAUCAAGCAGACCAUUCCCCUUGUGAUGCAGUCAGUUGAUACAUUGGCAAACUUGCUGACUAAACAUGCAGAAAAAGAGGAAACAAUUAAUAUUUUCAAAUUGUAUGGGCAGAUGACAAUGGAAGUCAUCCUAUCAGUUGCUUUUGGUUUAAAGACAGAUUACCAACUGAAUGAAGAUAAGCAAAUUUCAGAAGAAGCAUCACAUUUCUUUUCUCCCAGACCUGCGGUUUUAAUCAUUGAUUUGUUUCCACUUCCAAAGUUUAUCACAGACCGUUUAAAAACAUUAUUUGCUCCAGACCCAACGUUCUUUGUUAAUCUUUUAAAGCCAGUUGUCGAAGAGAGGAAGAAGAAUGCAUCAGUGAGAAAGGACUUCUUGCAGUUGUUGUUGGCUGAGAAUAAAGUUGAUGGUCAGUUGAAACUAGGCGACACGGAGAUUUACGCCUCCGCGAUUACAUUCUUACUGGCUGGGUAUGAAACCACAAGCAACGCACUGGCCUACACGACCUACCUACUUGCAUUGCAUCCUGAAAUUCAAGAACGGUUGUACAACGAAGUGAAAGACUGUGACAUGAAUUCAGAGGAUGGCAAGAUUUACGAAGAUAUCCAAAAACUCGACUAUCUUGAUGCUGUUUUCAAUGAAUCACUUCGUUUUUACCCACCAGCAUGGCAAACUUUAAGGAGGGCCGAAAAUGAUAUCGUUUUGGGUAAGUAUAAAAUCCCGAGAGAUACAACUAUUUCCGUGCCAAUUUUUGUCAUUCACCAUUCGGAACAGUUCUGGAAAGACCCUGAGAAAUUCGAUCCAGAAAGGUUCAGCCCAGAGAGGAAAGGUGAUAUCAUUCCAUACACUUUCCUGCCAUUUGGUCACGGGCCUCGCAAUUGUGUUGGAAUGCGAUUUGCUCUGAUCGAGGCUAAGCUCACUCUUAUCACCCUGCUGAAGAAAUUUCGCUUCGUGAAGACAAAAGAAACAGAGCCUCAGCCACUCAAAUUGACUUUUGGAGUAACAAUGAGUCCGGCAAAUGGGAUCAAUAUUCGUGUCAUCCAGCGGUAAUUUAUGCAAAUGAACAUGAAAGAGAUUGGCUGUUUUUAGCUUCAAUGCGCUUGCUGCAUAUAAACAUUUUUUAUCCUAAUAUGCUUGGCACUGAAAUAAAAUAUUUCAAUGUUUAUUUUCUACUAUAUUUUAAUUAGAUACACAGGUAUUAUUACGAGUAGUGUUUUUAUCGUAGACUUAUUCGUGACAACAACUUUCUCUCUACUGCGUUGCUAAAUAGAAUUUCCAUUUGCAAAAAUUUCUUGGUUUGAGUAAUAAAAUAUCAAAAUGGUCAAAAGAAUUAACAAAUUAUAAGCAAUAUGUGCUUUUUGCCUAGAAUAAGGUUUUAAAAUUAACACACAGUUUAUAGAUGAGUUCUGAAAUAUUUAUUUUCUAUCAUAAGCACCCUAUGAUUGAGCUAAUUUUCUAAUGUGAAAAUUGUUGAACACUGCACGAUAACUGCGAAGGCGCAUUAUUUAUUUUUCUACAGGCACGUGGAAUUAACUCAUUUCCAGUGAAAAUUUCUUUCCGUAUUGUUUUAAUAAUGUUUGCUUGAAUAUAUUACUCACUAAUUAUAUAUUUUUUUAUGUAAAAAUGCCUUGUUCUGUUAGCUUAAUUUGAUUGGUCGGAUUUGUAAGAAGCUUAGUUGAAUUGAGUAAGAACAAAAAAGUGUGUAACUUAACAUCGUGAAAAACAGUUGUGGAGAACCGAAUUAAGAAUUAUAUGAACAUAGCGAAAUACUGGUUUUCUUGAGUUGAAUCUUAGAUAAACUUUCGACCUUUUGAACUAGCGAGUAUGGAAAAUGAUUUUCCCAACAAAUAAACACGCAAGGAACUGGACACUACGCGUGAUGUCAACGUGAUCAAUGUGUGGGGGUUUACU